UUUUUUUUUUUUUUUCUUUUUUUUUCAAUUUUAAUUUUUUUUUUUUUUUUCUUUUUCUAUUCUUAUUUUUUUACCUUUACUCCAUCCCGAGUAUCAUUACUGACGAUAACUUGUAAUACGCCGGUGCAGCUGGUUUUUGUGUCGAUAGGCCCCAGAACUUCAGAUUACGGGGGUUAUUAUUCAAUUGGUAUGGAAUAAUGCUGAGUGAGGGGGUCUCCGUGCCUCUUUCCUUUUUUGUAAUACUCAUCACUGCCUACAUUAGCCGUCAAACCUGGGACUGGUUGUUAAUAGAUGCGUGGCCCAAAGUAGGGCUACAUAUCACGAAGAUGAGAGCUGGACAGAUGAGCCCGUGUGUAGGUUAUAGCUUGUGUGAUGGUGGGUAUCGUGGACCAGGUUACUUAUAAUGUAUGUAGUUGGUAGAAAAGGUAAUAGAUCACGAGUCAGAUCAACACACCCCCACAGUUGGGGGAAAGGAACACGAGCCAAUCUCGGCCCCUGUGCAUGGUCCUCUCUACUAGUUAUCUAUCUGCUGCUAGUAUUCUGCACAGCAUACAUUUUAGUUGUGAGGUGUCAGAUGGUAACCCCGCGG
Aspergillus welwitschiae is the source of this 589-nucleotide messenger RNA. RefSeq lists its product as uncharacterized. The record is from RefSeq and is a predicted model, not a curated record. The transcript has a single exon. Bases 198 to 404 code for a protein of 68 amino acids. NCBI's taxonomy places the organism in Eukaryota, Fungi, Ascomycota, Eurotiomycetes, Eurotiales, Aspergillaceae.